AGUGUGUCUCUGGUUAGAGAUUUUUAAAAUAAUACUUUUUAUUUUAAGAAAUUUGUUUCUUCGAUUAGUUGUCCGAAUGCUGCGACGCCAAACGUUUGUGACUCUUUCUUCAAUAAAUAACUGUGGAAUUUCAAUAAAGAAAGUGAAAUGAUACGCAGAGUGUUCUGUGGAGUCCCAAAUGCCUACGCAUGGCAACUAGUCCUAUGCUCGCUGCUGUUGAUGUAUUCUAAUUAUGCUGCUGGCGAAUGCAAUGUGUGCCAAGCGAAUCAGGCGGCCUGUAUCAAUUCAACAUCCUUCUAUUUGUGCUUUGGUGAUGAUGUACCGAACAUGGAAACUCUGUAUCAUUGCAAGGAGGGCUUCGAUUGCACCGAUUUGAAUGCAAUUUGUGUCCAGAGCUCAUCACAACGUCGGCCCAGUUGCGGUGACACAUCGUUGUGUGGGAUGUGCAGUGCCCAUCGCAAUCAUUUGUUUGCAUGCCUAAGUCGGACCACAUUUCAAAUGUGUUAUGGCGCCAUCCGGCCUAUCGGACAAAUUGGCUAUUGUCCACAGGGUCUUGUUUGCGAUGCCAAUAGUGAUGCAAUUUGCGUUUUGGAAGAUUUGGUGGAGAGUGUCACUUGUGAUGUGGUGGCCGGAGGCGAUGAUAACGAAAACGGAGGUGAAAAUGGUGGCGAAAAUUCAUCAACACCUGGAAUUGGUUCAACGACACCAACGAAUGGGAAUGGUAAUGACGGAGAAGGUUCCACUACCACAAAUCCGGUGGGAGACUUAACACCACAACAAGUUUGCACUCAAAUGGCAGAAGUUGGGCUAUAUCCAACAUCUCCAGUGGAUCCCUAUUGCAAGAGAUAUGUGUAUUGUUACAAAGAAAAUGGAAUAAUUAAAGGAGUUGAAUAUAGCUGUUCUUCUGGAACUUAUUAUCAUAUUCAACAGGAACAAUGUGUCUUCAAUAAACCAACUUACUGUUUGUAAUAAAAAAAUACACGUUUUUCAUACACUA
Messenger RNA from Musca domestica (house fly), 997 nucleotides. RefSeq lists its product as uncharacterized. Gene Ontology annotation, molecular function: chitin binding. The coding region runs from base 148 to 969 and encodes 273 amino acids. Lineage: Eukaryota; Metazoa; Arthropoda; Insecta; Diptera; Muscidae. The record is from RefSeq and is a predicted model, not a curated record. Gene Ontology annotation, cellular component: extracellular region. The transcript is spliced from 4 exons.